ACGACGCGGACGAGGCAGGGGAGUUCGAGGUCAAAGCAUCCAUCAUGACUGAUCUGAAAGCUGCUGCUCUAGCUGCAAUCGAUAGGGAGACAGCCAGCUUGCGCAGUCUUUCUGAAGCGAUAUGGGAUAGACCCGAACUUGCUAUGGAAGAGCACGAGGCGCACGCUACUCUGACGAAGUAUCUCACAGAGCAAGGUUUCGACGUCCAGUCUGGUUACUGUCUAGAAACCGCAUUUAAGGCCACUUGGAGAGGAAACGAAGAACGAGUGUGCGGUCCUAAUGUGGCGGUUAUAUGUGAAUACGACGCUCUGCCUGAAAUUGGACAUGCAUGUGGACACAAUCUCAUUGCUGAAGCUGGAUGUGCUGCUGCAAUUGGCAUCAGAGCUGGGCUAGAAACAAGCGAGAAACCACUCGGUCGUCUAACUAUCAUGGGAACACCAGCAGAAGAAGCGAUAGGAGGGAAAGUCAAAAUGAUCGAACAGGGCUGUUUCCAAGACAUCGAUAUUGCUCUCAUGGUACAUCCAUUUCCUUCAGAUUCUACCGUCGCCACAUUCAUAUCGGUCUGCUGUCUGAAUGCAACGUUUACUGGCAAAGCCUCUCACGCUGCUGCGUUUCCUUGGGAAGGCAUCAAUGCCCUUGACGCGGCUGUCUCUGCAUACAAUGCUAUAUCGAUGCUCCGACAACAAAUGAAACCAGACUGGAGAGUCCAUGGCAUAAUUUCUAAUGGUGGAGCUAAGCCUAACAUCAUACCCGAAAAAUCAACUCUUGAGUAUUUUGUGCGCACUCCUACAGCAGCAGAACUCGAUGUGCUAGCCGGCAAGGUGAAAAACAUAUUUGAAUCAGCAGCUCAAGCAAAUGGCUGUCAAGUUGAUGUCGAGGAAAUAUGCAGGUAUUCCAAUGUGAUCAACAACUCAGAUCUCAUGCAACUGUUCCGAAGUAACUCGGAGAGCCUGGGUGUGCAGUUUGAUGAGAAAGAGAGGAUGGCAGGGUCUACGGAUAUGGGCAACGUGUCCCAUACCGUCCCCUCCAUUCAUCCAUUGUACAGUAUUGGAACAGAUGCUUUUAAUCACACUCGUCAUUUCACCGCGGCAGCAAACACGGACUAUGCUCACAGCAAGACUCUUAUUGCAGCUAAGAGUAUAGCAAUGACAGCCAUAGAUGUUCUUACAAACCCUGAAAUGUUGAAAAAAGUCAAGGCAACGUUUCGAUGCCAGUUGCAAGAGGCUGCGUAGAAGCUGGCACCAAUGAUGUCGUGACUAUAUACUGAGAAUAGCUUGCGUACAAAGUAGCUCAAUCAUUUUGUAGUUUCGACGACCAUCGUUGUCACUGUACUAGGUGAAUGGGCCACAAUGUAUAUGUACCUCUGCUGUUAAUAACUAUACUCAACAUUU
Molecule: messenger RNA, 1391 nt
Organism: Corticium candelabrum
Lineage: Eukaryota; Metazoa; Porifera; Homoscleromorpha; Homosclerophorida; Plakinidae
Product: xaa-Arg dipeptidase-like
Exons: 2
Coding region: 45-1232 (395 amino acids)
Molecular function (GO): dipeptidase activity
Source: RefSeq, a predicted model, not a curated record